This is a messenger RNA of Plasmodium cynomolgi strain B, 981 nucleotides long. RefSeq names its product CYIR protein. The record is from RefSeq and is a predicted model, not a curated record. The transcript has 3 exons. Bases 55 to 981 code for a protein of 308 amino acids. Lineage: Eukaryota; Apicomplexa; Aconoidasida; Haemosporida; Plasmodiidae.
AAAUUAUAUAAUCAAUCCGAAAAUGAAUUUCUCUCAGAAAAGUUUUAUGAUGCUAUGGAGAACGUACCUGCGAACCUUCGUUAUUAUAAUCAAAAAUGUGAUAGUAUUAUGGUAGAAAGAAAGAAUAAUGAAAACAUAAAUGAAGAGACAUAUAUAGAGUCUGACCACGAUAAAUGUGUUCUAUUAAAUUAUUGGGUAUACAGUAAAUUGGAUGGAAUUUUUAGUUUUAAUAAUCUUUCUAUUAUUCUUCGAGCUUUUGCCCCACUCCAACAGAUAUGGAAUGAUAUUGUUGAAAUACUAUCACGUAACAGUCGCUAUAAAAUAUGUCGGCCAGACAAUGUUACUAUUAUGCAAAAAGACUGGACGAAAAGAAAAGAAUUGUACGAUUAUUAUGUCGAUUAUGAUUUUCUUUUACCUAUGGCUCAAAUCCAUAAAAGCAAUGAAUGCACAUAUUAUAAUAAACUUAAUGAUAUGUUUUCAUUAUAUAAAACCUUUGAGAAGGUAUGUGAACCUAAAAGAGACAAUUGUCCAGACGUCUUUUAUAAAUGCCAGGAAAAAAAUAUUGAGUCUGCGAUAAAAAAAUUAACAUGUGAUGCUACACUUAAAAGUACAAGUUUACGCACUUUAAUGGAUAAUCCUUCGCUUCAAGUUACAAUCCACACAGAAAAGAAUCAAGAACGUGAAGAACAUUUUGAUCUUGAUAUUAAAGAUAAUAUUACUGUCGAAUAUGAUACCGAGUUAGAUAGAGAAAAUUCCGGAAUUGGAACAAAAGUUACUCAUACAAUUCUUGGCGGAGCUCCAGUUUAUUUAACUGGCACUAUUUUAUAUAGAGUCCCUGGUUUCGUGGGCUCUUUGGAGAAACAACAAAUAGUAAGAAUACAAUGGAUACGUUUUCACCUUAUACACAAGAAACAAGCGAUACGUUUGUCGAAAAUACAGCAAGCUAUAUAUCUUAUCAACCUGUAUAAAUUUAAUUAUUAG